AUGGCCAAAACUGAACGUCCCUGUUUAAUCUGGCCAUGCUGCUCAAAGUGCUGUUACUUAACUUGUCACAGCAGAAGUGAAGGAUGCUGUUUGUGUUGGCGCUUCUUAUUUACCAAUGAGCGGAACUGCAGCUGUUUCCCAUGUCCAUACACAGAAGACAAACCUUGCCAGUGUUGCCACUGCUCAUGUGCAGAGCACGCAAAUUGCUGGUGGUGCUGCUGCUCUUGUUCAAAUAACCCUGACUGCAAAUGCAACUGCUGCGGUGGGGAGAAUUCAGCCUGUCAGUACUAUGAAAGCAGAUGCUGCAGAAGCUCUGUCUACAAACCACACCACUCAAGAGCACUAGGGACUGUUCAGUCAAAAGAUGUUUUGUCAAGAUUUAGAACUAGAAGUGAUGCAUCUGUCGUUACACUGGAGAGGAAUGUCUCAGGCCAUGCUUUCCGCGACCAGCUUGCCUGUCCACUGUGUAAACAAUUGUUUCUCCAGCCAUUUAUGCUGCCAUGCAACCACUGCAUUUGUGAGAAGUGUAUAACUAAAAGCAAGAGCAAAGCUGAAGUGACUGAAAAUUUUUUCAUCAUCAUAUGCCCAGUGUGUAGCAAAGCACAUUGCCUCCCCUAUACUAAUAAAAUUCAGCUGAGGAAGAAUUACCUGAGAGCCAAACUAGCCAAGAAAUACAUGCGCAGACAUGGCUUUCUGAGGUGGAGAUUUGACCAUAGUGAAAGACCAGUCUAUUGUCAAACUUGCAGGGAGAGAAAAAGAAAGGCAACCAAAAAAUGUAGGACGUGUGGAAUUAAUUACUGUAAUGAAUGUCUGCAUAUAUAUCAUAUUGAGACUGGUGCUCAAGAUCACAUUUUCACCAGAGCAUAUCAAGAAGAUCAUGAACAGUGGCGCUGCUUAUUGCACCGCAGCUCAAACCUCUCUGAAUACUGUCUGGACGACCAUGAGCUGAUCUGCGAGUUCUGCAAGAACUCACUGCACAAUGAUCACGAUACUAUUCCCCUGACAGUGGCAUGUUCAAGAGAGGCUGCUUCCCUGUUCGACACUAUUGCAAAGUUUAAAAGAGUACGCCACGGGGUUGAUAAUGAUCUCAUGGAAGUUCUCCUGCUAAAAAAUAACUUCAAGACCUACAAGGACACCAAAAGGAAGGAGAUCAGAAAUGGAUUCUUAAAAUUACGUAUGGUUCUUCAUGAACGAGAAAAGGAGAUGAUGGAGUUGCUUGAGAACACUGAACUUAAAAAACAGAAGGACAUUUCAGAAUACAUAAACUAUACAUCCAGCCAGCUCUCAUAUAUGGAUGGCCUUAUUCAGUACUCUAAAGAGGCUCUAAAGGAGGAAAGCCAGGUUGUAUUUCUGCAAUCUGCACACUGCUUGGUGAAAGAAAUAGAAGAUGCAAUUGCUUCCAUUUUCCAACCUAGUCCACGUCUCAGAGAAGACCCCUUAAAAAAACUUCAACUCAACUUUGAUGAACUUCUGAUGAAUUUACGGGGACUUUUCCCAUCCCCUGGCAGAAUGAAGCAGUCAGAUGGCAAAGCAGAAAAGUAUCCCUAUCCUUGUAACUCAGACAUAAUGGUUCCAAGGCAUAUUCCAAGCACUCAUGAAUUCAAGCAAGCAUCAUUGUUCCGAAGCCCAUCUUUAAAUUCCUUGUUUGAUUUAGGACUGGUGACUAAAGAAGCUCUUGGAAGACCAAGCUCUACACCUCCCCAUCGUCCUAAGCCGUGUAAUGAAAUGUGUGCAUAUUGGGAUGCAGCUUGUGAAGCUCCAAAAAAAGAAAGAAAAUAUGAGAAUGUUUCCUUUCCAAGUCCAGAACUGACAGACAAUGAAUCAGUCACAGUCCCAGGAUUUGUUGUUAUCUACCAGACUGUUGUAUACCCAAGAUCUGCCAAAAUUUACUGGACCUGUCCCACAGAAGAUGUGGAUUUCUUUGAGGUAGAGUUUUAUGAAGUUGUUGCUACUGGUCCUGAUAACAUUGUCCAGACACAACUAGCUGGCCAGCUGAGCAAAAUAAAGCAACAGAGCCUUGAGAUUCAACAUCUGGAUCCAAAUACAGAAUAUCUUUUUAAAGUCCGUGCUGUAAAUGCAAGCGGCCCAGGUGAAUGGAGUGACAUCUGUAAGAUAAUCACUCCAGAUGAACAUGGGAAAGUCCAGGGGAGGUGGGGGAUUCGGAGGAGUAUUCAGGGUGCUCUGCAUACAGAUACAUAA
Messenger RNA from Dromaius novaehollandiae (emu), 2199 nucleotides. RefSeq names its product tripartite motif containing 42 (gene TRIM42). Lineage: Eukaryota; Metazoa; Chordata; Aves; Casuariiformes; Dromaiidae. Gene Ontology annotation, molecular function: zinc ion binding; protein binding. The transcript is spliced from 5 exons. The coding region runs from base 1 to 2199 and encodes 732 amino acids. The record is from RefSeq and is a predicted model, not a curated record.